Exophiala bonariae is the source of this 414-nucleotide messenger RNA. RefSeq lists its product as uncharacterized. Bases 1 to 414 code for a protein of 137 amino acids. The transcript has a single exon. NCBI's taxonomy places the organism in Eukaryota, Fungi, Ascomycota, Eurotiomycetes, Chaetothyriales, Herpotrichiellaceae. The record is from RefSeq and is a predicted model, not a curated record.
AUGGACGCCACUGUCCGUGAAGUACAGCAGGAAACCGGCCAGGCUUCCUCUGCAAAUACAAUGGAACAGCAAGGACGGCAGGCAAUUACCGAGCGAGAGACUCGUCGAAUGCUUCGCCACGUAGGCCUGGAAGGUGAGUCGGAUGAGGAUGAGGUCACUUCAAGGGACCGAAGUCCCGACCACGUUGUUCUGUUCUUCGUUGAACUCGCGCCCAACUCGACGAGCGGCGGUGCAAAGUGCAGGCUUCCGUGCUGCACGAAGAUCAUUCGACCUGGAAUUUACCGUGUCGCUGUCAAUCCGGGGACGAAUGGUCCGUCCUGGCUGCGUGGUUCCAAUAAAACCUCAGGUAUCGUUCUGUUCUCUUCGCAUCCUAUUUCCUCCUUUGUCUGGUAUUACAGGCUGGUGCGAGACUGA